AGCUUCAUUGUCGCCCCGAUUCUACCCUGAAUUAAGGGGUUAAAGAGUCAUAGAAGAGAGGGUUUUUUUUUGUAGAUUUGUCCCUAAUAACUCACCCUUUUUAUUUAAAUCUCCCUUCAAACCAGCUCUCACCUGAUUAAUGGCCAAACUUCCAUAAAUUAACUGGUUCUUAGCAUAGAUGUUUCAUUGGUUGCUUAGUAGGCUUGUUAUCUGGGACAUCUUCCCAUUGAUUAGAAAUAUCAUAUUUUUAAUGUCAUGAAUUUCCAUACAAGAGGAGUGCAGGAUCCCACAUUUAAUAAAUGUUGCCUUUACCAUAAUUUUCAGUUGUUUGAUUUUGUUUCUUUUACAGUACUUUUUUUAAAUUAUAUUAAAUAUAAUCCCUAAUGAUGCACUAAACAUCUAAGAUUGUCACAGGGCAAUAGUGCUCUUAGCAUGCAGAUUCCUAAGAAUCUAUUAAUAGAAACUAACAUUCUAUUGAAUGCCGCAGGUACAGGCAGAUUUGUCCAUAAUUGACAUUGAAAUGGAAACAAAUUGACAUCAUGGGACCCUUAUUUCAUAUACAAUAGUAAUGGUGCAACCAGAAAUUCAGCAGGAAAAACAAUGAACAUCAAAGGCCAAAUGGAGGAACCCCCAGGGAAGACUUUUUUGCUCAGCCUCAAUUCAUAAAAAUUGCAUGGGGCAUUUCAGAAGUUGAACAUGGUGGAUUUGUACUUUGUAUUUGUUCUGCCACAGAACUUUGUAUACUAGCAUUGCAGCAGAUUGAGAAUAUUGUACAACAUCAAUAGCAAUGUGAUUGCCUAGCCUUGAUCCUGAAUGGUUUUCUUUGUUUAGCAAAAAAAAUUAGAUAUUGGAGAAAUACACAAAUUGUGGCUUGCUGUUUUUUGCGUUUUAGUCAAUUUCCUUGCUUUUAUUAGGCUGUCUGAAUCAAUCUAUUUGAUAAACUAGUUUGCUCUAAAAAGAUGACUACAGCACAAUAAUUUCCUUAGUGAGUUGAUAUCUUGUUUGGCAUACCCACUUGUAUGUUAAAUUUCUAGUUCUUUAUAUAAUUCUAUGUCAUUGGAUUAGUUGCAUAAUGGACAUUAGUGGGAAACAAGCAGGAAGUUGUGAAGGCUGUUAAUCACAUGGAGUUCUGCCAACAAGAGAGGUAGAUGUGUUGUUUUGCUAAAUGAGGAUACAGUUGAUCAUGGGAAGAUGAGAUGUAUGGAUACAUUGAUAUUGAGAACAGUUUGCCAAGAAAUGCUUAAAUGCUAUUGCACUAUUAUUUAUUUGUAAGAUAAAUUCAGUGUGAAAAAUGAUGAAAGACAUAGCACAUCAAUUCUUUUUGUUUGGAUCAUUUUUCAUUAGUUUAAAUAAGAUGAGGUUUGUUUGCAAGAUUUAAUGUCUGACUUGCCAUGUUUAUUAGUUGGAUCUAUUUUAGAUAAAUGCCAGAACUCUAACUUCUGGUUGCUGUGAUCGGAGUUUGGAAAGAUUUCUCUUACCACUUUCAUCUGUGAGCCAGCAGGGAUUGACAAGGAUAGAAAAUCCAGUUUUUGUACAGAAUUCUUGCUGAAUCUCCAAUACGUCUUCAUUCAGGAAGAUAAAGCUGACGACAACGAUUAUGCAUGACAACAUAUACAAAUGAAAGUGGUUUCAAGCUCCUGAAGUCAAAUGCCCAUGGCAAUGAAAAAUAUAUUGAUUCUGUCACCAGGUUAAAAGAAAUACCUGCAAGAAUUUUUCUAGAGAUACAUCUUUGUCUUUUAUCUUAUUAAAAUACGGUACUCCCAGAGAUAUAGGUCUCUUGACUACAAAUAAAAUGGAGGCCUUAGAGGUUGAUGACAUUAGUCCAGCUUUGGAGGUGACUGAAGACUUCUUCAGCACCUUUGAUGCUAAGCUGGAAAAUGUUCAGCCACUGGAAGUUUAUGGUGUUCAGGAGAUUCCGGAACUGGUUGGAUGUGACGCAUUUAAUAAAAUCACACCCUGUGAAGAUUUAAGGAACGCUGCUUCUUUAGGGAAGAAUAACCUUGUUUGGGCACGCUGCAAAAAUGGAGUUUCAGAAACCAAAGUAGAGACUGCAUUUCCUGCCAAAGAACACUUUAGGGGAAUGGUUCCAGAUAAUCUCUCCUGGAUUGAACAGGGAGAUGCUUCAACUUUUAAUAUCUUUAACAUUUGCCAGAGGAGAAAGGAUCGGCCCCGUUCUGUGAAUGAUGUUAUAGUCCAAAAUGAGGAAAUUUCCUCUUUCAAGCCAGGCCAUAACAGGUCACAUUCUGAUAUUAGUCAUAUAAAUUGGGGCGUCAUCUUCAAUAAUGCCUCUCCACAACAGCUGUCUAAUCAGGCAAGCCAGUGCUCUAAACAUUCAUUUACACCAACUGGAUUCAAAAAGGGGAAAGAGAUUCAAGGGAAUACUGAACACAAGCCUACGUAUUCAAAUAUCUUGAAGAAAGGGUAUGUAGAAAUUAAGAACAACCAUGGCAGUUACUGGCAGGCUUGUUAUGCAGAACUCUCUCCAUAUGAACUUUGUCUGUAUCAGCUUGACAAAAGCGGCAACCAGAACCUUCCAACAGUCUAUCUGCUUUUGCACUUCCAAAGCAUCAAUGUGGAAACCAAUGUAGUUGAUGCAGUCCUGUUCAAUAAUUUGCACCUGCAACUCAAAGCAGAAUCACCUUGGGAAGCUUUGGACUGGGGGCAAAAGCUUCGGCAAGCUGUUCAUUCUUCAGUUCCAUCGUUUCUGAGGCCAAAAGGAGACUUGGUGAACUCAUGGAAGUUAGAUAAUGCUGAGAGCAGCCUCACUCAAAAUCAUGGUUUACAGAAGGAACCGGCUGAAUUUUUCCAGUUCACAUCUUUGACCCCAAACAUCAAGGAUUACCAAAGCAUUGUUAAAUCAGGGAUUCUUUACAGAUUGACACUCCAGAAUAACUGGAAAGCAUUCCAUUUUGUACUGAGUGGGUCUCUUCUCAUGGCAUUUCAGAUUGGUGAGCUUGAUGAGGACCCUCUGUGGAGCUACAAUAUUGAGGCAUGCCUCUCUGUUCAAACUGAUAUUCUGGAUGAUUGUGACUCUUGUUUUCAGGUGAUCUUUCCUCAAGAUGUGCUUCGUCUCCGUGCAGAAACCCUUCAAAGAGCUCAGGAAUGGAUGGAGGCUUUGAAGGCUGCAACCAGAGCAGCAAGUUUAGGGCAAAAUCUGCAGGUGACACUUAGAAACAAAGUUCAAGGUUUAUCUUGUGGAAAAGAACACAGGAAGAUCAAGCGCCAGUCUGUCACCACCAGUUUUCUGAGCAUUUUAACUACCUUGUCCUUGGAAAGAGGCCUGACUGCUCAGAGUUUCAAGUGUGCAGGUUGUCAGCGUUGCAUUGGCUUAAGCAGUGGGAAAGCAAAGGUAUGCAACUACAGUGGAUGGUAUUACUGCAACCUCUGUCACGUUGAUGAUACCUUUCUAAUUCCUGCACGGCUAGUUCAUAACUGGGAUACUUCAAAAUACAAGGUAUCAAAGCAAGCCAAAGAAUUCCUGGAAUAUGUUUAUGAAGAGCCCCUGAUUGACAUUCAGAGAGAAAAUCCCAUAUUGUACAAACAUGUUGAGCCAUUGGCAAGUGUGGCCCGUCUGAGACAGCAACUGAAAUCCCUCCGAGCCUAUUUAUUCAGCUGCAGAGCAGCAGUGGCUGAAGACCUGCGAAGAAGAAUUUUUCCCAGGGAGUAUCUUCUUCAGCAGAUCCACCUAUAUUCUCUGGCAGAUCUACAGCAGGUUAUCGAAGGGAAGCUUGCCCCUUUCCUUGGGAAAGUAAUAAAAUUUGCUACCUCCCAUGUUUACAGCUGCAGCCUUUGUAGUCAAAAGGGAUUCAUCUGUGAGAUCUGUAAUAAUGGUGAAAUUCUGUAUCCCUUUGAGGACAGUUCUACAAGCAGGUGUGAAAGCUGUAGUGCUGUCUUCCAUUCAGAAUGCAAAGAGAAGGCCAUUCCAUGCCCCAGGUGUGUGAGGAGAGAGCUACAGAUGAAGCAGAAAUCUUUUUGGAGAAGACUGAAUAUGGAUGAGAGCCUGGAAGAGGCCUGCAACAUGUUUGAAUUGUCCUAUCAGAAUACAUGAUCUGAGGGGAAAAUGUGACAACCUACACUCUUUCCCAGCUUGGAAUGAAUGCUUCUAAGGCACUAGUUCAUUGCCAGGGAGAAUACUUUACUAUAAAAAAUGUAUAUGUAUGUUUUGUUCCUGAGUAGCUGGAGUUCAGAAUGCUAAGAGCAUCAAAGACUAAAUUGCAAUUAUGAACUGGUUAGGGACCCAACUGGUGUUACACCAAAAGUAGUUUGCUUGAAAUAUUUACUAUUGUCUGCAUUGAUUGCAUUCUCUUUACAUUGAAAGAUCUCAUUAGCUUGUAUUUAUUACUGAACUUCAAGUGAUUUUUCUUUUUGAUAGAAAUAGAUGGCAUUGUUAUUUAAAGUUCACAAACUACUUAGGACAAUGUGCCUGUGGACAGGUAUUUGUAGAGCUUUUUGCAGCUUAGAAAGAUGACUUAAUAAACUGCUUGUAUGAAUAUUUUCCCUGCUCCCCCAAAAUUAAGUCAGUUCCAUUUUAGAAGCACAGCAUGGUAAUUGUCCUUAAAACCUCUAUAAACCAAGUGCUAAAACUUGCCUAGGUCUUAUGUUAAUAUUCCAGAAUACUACAGAAAUUGUUUUCAGUGAUGAAAUAUUCACAGUUAAAUACUUGUUCACAACACAGUUGUUCACAAAUCAUUAAUUCAGAUUCUGAUUUUCCCACAUGUAACACCACAAAGUUUGAAUAUUUAAUCCCCUUUGAUGUUAAAUAAUGGACAUUGCUUUGCUCAUACCCUGUAGAAGAAAUUUCCUGCAUUUGGAUGAUGGAAUUAGAAUCUGACUCUUUCUGCUUUUAACAUUCAUAUUGUAGUAUAUAUAUAUCAAGGCUCUGAGUACUGUAGCAGAGUCAAUAAGAGCUUGAACACUUCAUCCUGAAAGUGAAAUUUCUUGCAUACUUUUAAAUUCUGCACUAAGAAGCACUGGGACAUAUGUUCUAACCACUUAACAUGCAACAUUAGAAAAUAAUGAAAAUAUUACAAAAAUGGUUCUAAAUCAAUAUUUGGACUUUCAGUAUUCCUAUAUAGAUCUCAGAGGGAAUAUUGGAGGUUUUUACUUCUGCUUUCAACUAACCAUAGUUUAACAUUAUAUUCCAGUCCAGACAGCAACAGGGAUUAGUGUUUACUAUGAUUACUUGAAACAAACUUGGCUGUUGGCAAUUGCAUAUCUGGAAGACAGUCAACAGAGCUGGCAGUGACUAGGAGAACCACAAUGCAUGUUAUUUAAAUUCAUUUAUUUAUUUAAUUUAUAAUUUAAUUUAUAAUCUUGUUGAUGUACUGCUUAGUUCUUCUGGACUAGUUGGCACCCAGUUUUACGUGCAAAUAGGCUAACUGCAAAUGAUGCUCAUAAGGAAUGAUCAUUUGCUUUGUCUUUUAAAUAUUUGUUUCUUUAUCAUAUUUGUGUAGAGCCAUGCUGAAGUCCAUAUAUUACAUUGAGAUUUAUUUUCAUUGCUUCUUUUACUUAAGCAUAAGUAGUAGGAGAGAGAGAGAGAGAAUGAGUGAUUGUGUAUUUGACUUUUGCAUGAUUUCCAGAAUCCAGAGCGAAGAAGUUGGUAUAAAUAACCUGCUUGGUUUUGUUUUGAUGUUUGGUUUUGGGAGGGGGAUAUCUUGGAACUUCCGAAUUAUUUUAAUGUUUUUAAGGCAGCCUGGGCAAGUGAAUCAAGCAUGUGGAAUGUGUGUUUACCAACUUUUUUUCAAUGUAUUGUAAUGUUUUUGGAUUUUUUUUUUUUUUACAUUUCCUUAAGUUGUCCCAUCAAUUUCUUCAUUUUAUCCAAUGAGUUAUUAAAAGUGAAGUUAAAGGA
Messenger RNA from Pantherophis guttatus, 5848 nucleotides. The record is from RefSeq and is a predicted model, not a curated record. Lineage: Eukaryota; Metazoa; Chordata; Lepidosauria; Squamata; Colubridae.